Messenger RNA from Ictalurus punctatus (channel catfish), 6694 nucleotides. RefSeq names its product suppressor of cytokine signaling 6 (gene socs6a). The record is from RefSeq and is a predicted model, not a curated record. Gene Ontology annotation, biological process: regulation of growth; intracellular signal transduction; protein ubiquitination. The transcript is spliced from 2 exons. Gene Ontology annotation, molecular function: 1-phosphatidylinositol-3-kinase regulator activity. NCBI's taxonomy places the organism in Eukaryota, Metazoa, Chordata, Actinopteri, Siluriformes, Ictaluridae. Bases 1179 to 2900 code for a protein of 573 amino acids. Gene Ontology annotation, cellular component: phosphatidylinositol 3-kinase complex.
GAUUUGGAGCUGACUUUUCUUGUGCUUUUGCAUCAGUAGUGGUGUACGUCUUGGAGUUCUAGCAUGGAAACCUUCUGUGUUUAGUACGUGCCUUACUGUGCUCACUGAAACCUCAGUGCCUGUUGCCACCAAGUCUUGCUGCAGGUCUUUUGCGGUCACUCGAGGGUUUUCACAACCUGUCUUCUCAGAAAUCUGCUUGCAGCUGUAGAUAGCUUCCUGUUUCUGCCCCCUCCAGGUAUUUCAUUAAUUUUCUGUCCCUAGCCAGUUCAGGGAUUUCGUGUGUUCCAGUUCAAACGCACCCGGUGCAACUAAUGAAGCCCUUGAUUAUUUGCGUCAGGUGUGCUUGAGACUACACCUGUUUUGCAUAUUUGUGCUGUUGCGACAUGGGGUUGAAUAAUUUUGAUCGCAACUGUUCAUGUGUUUAUAGCAGCUAGCAGUUGUCACUUAAAAAUUUUAAGACGCCAGUAUAAUGAGAAUAAUAUAAGAUCUAAAAUGAAAAAAACAUAACAAGGAAGAGCUGUGCAAAAAUACAUGACUGUGUGUACAGUAGUGAAUUCAUGUCACCUUUAUUUAUAUAACAUAUUCGAAGACAAGAAGUAUUGGCCAGAGAGCUGCAGAAUAAAAUGAAGCAGUGAAUUAAAAUACCAAUUAAGAAAAAAGUUUUUAAAUAUGUCUUCCCUGGGAGAAGCCUUCUUUUUAUAUUUUCUUAAUUUCGUCAUAAGUUUGUAGCUACUAGGAAAUCCAUACAGUCAGUAUUUUUAAGAACCAGAUAAUCAUGUAGCAGGUGACUGACAUGACAUCAUCUUCCCCACUAGAUUAAAUAAAAGCUGCGUCCAAAAUCGCGUACUGUGACAGUACUUAUUGCAUUCGAUUCAGUACCUACUGCUCAGCCGUCGAUACAGUACGUACUGAUGAGUAUAUGUGUGUAGUAAGAAUACAAUCCAGACAUACUACCUCCGCGAUGUUGGCGUUAUCAUGUGACCUACGAUGUCAUCAUAACCGCAAAAACUUAAAGAGCCCAGCAGAUUAGAGCAGCUGUUUUUUUCUUGUUUAAGCCUUCAACAAGUUAACAGUUUACUCAGGUGUUGUUAAAGAAGUUCAAAAGAGCUGACACGCUGCCUUCCACCAUUUUUCAUUCUGACGGCUCUUUCACGCCAGUCCCGUUGCCUUAUGAGAUUAUGAGAUCCAUUGGUUCCCUACUGCAGAAUCUCAGCGGACGCAAUGACAAGGUUAACUGUGUUGUGAUUAGCAUUUCCCAGACACAUGGAAGGAUAGUAACCAUUGGCUAUCCCCUCCCAUGCCGUGGAAACAUCAGGAUGAAGAAGACGUUUAGCCUUAAGACGUUCCGAAAGUCGUUCAACAUCAAGGGCAAAGAGGAUGGAGAUUUUGUGAUGCUCCAAAAGCCGUCGUUGGCCCCCGAGUUCACAAAAGAGGACUCUCUUUUUGGAAGUUGUUAUGCCAAAGAGCUAGCUUGUGACCUCCAUGGUGAGGACACGAGGGCCCACAAGAACAGAUCCAAGAGUGAAGGUCUUAUGGGGACCUUAAAAAGGAGACUUUCUUCCAAGCAGAAACCUAAAAGUAAAGGAGGGUCAGCCUCAGUGGGCUUGGGAGACGAUGACGAUACGUUCUCAUCCUCUUCGGUCCCCAUAAGCUUUAGUGAAGCCAAAGCCCAGCGCCCUUUAAGAUCAGCUUCCCUGCGGAGUCAUCACUACAGCCCUUCGCCUUGGCCCAUACGUCCCGUUGACCCUGAGGAAGCCUGUAUUAAGAUGGAAGUGAAGGUAAAAGCCAUGGUUCACACACCUAGCUCCAGUCCAUCCCUCAACGGCGUCAGAAAAGAAUUCCAUGAUAUACAAAUGGAGGGACUUUUUGAUGAUCGAAGCGAAUCUAUGAAGAAUUUAGAGCCUCCAAACAGUAACUUGCAUUUAAACAUGGAAGAACACGUGCCUGUAGUUAUAGGACUGACACCUCAGGACUACAUCCAGUACACAAUGCCUUUAGAUGAGGGAAUGUACCCCGAAUCGUCCCACUCGUUGUGCUUGGAUGGCACCUCACCAAUAGAGGUGAUGGAACAAGUCAAUGACCAGUCGUUGAAUGUGGAUCAAGGCCAUGUUGACCAUGAUCUUUUAACAUCGGAUAUUCUCAUGGAUCAAUCCAUGAAUGGGAUUGUACUUGGUACUCCGGGAAUAGUCCUUCAAAAUUCAGGAUCCGAGGCUCCUUCACUUUCGCCUUCACUUUCCCCUGUUUCCGGUGGUGAAAUUCCAAGAACCUAUUCCGGAUUUGGCGGUGCCGAUUCACACGUUGCCGAAAGAGUUAGGCACCAUCUCAAUUUCGACCCGAAUUUUGCUCCUGGUGUCAGCAGGGUAUACGAUUCAGUACAAAGCAGCGGACCAAUGGUUGUCACGAGCCUUACAGAAGAGCUGAAGAAACUGGCAAAGCAGGGUUGGUACUGGGGACCUAUAACGCGGUGGGAAGCCGAGGACAAACUCAUCGACCUUCCGGAUGGUUCCUUUUUGGUGCGCGAUAGCUCUGACGACCGUUAUCUUCUCAGUUUGAGCUUUCGAUCGCAAGGCAAGACUCUUCACACCAGGAUCGAACAUUCGAACGGAAGGUUCAGCUUUUACGAACAGCCCGAUGUAGAAGGUCACACGUCCAUCGUUGACCUCAUCGAGCACUCCAUUAAGGACUCGGAAAACGGCGCGUUCUGUUACUCCAGAUCGCGCCAGCCAGGAUCUGUCACGUACCCGGUUCGAUUGACCAAUCCCGUAUCUCGUUUCAUGCAAGUGCGUUCGCUGCAGUACUUGUGCCGAUUCGUAAUCCGGCAAUACACACGGAUUGACCUGAUUCAGAAACUACCUUUACCAAACAAAAUGAAAGAUUACUUGCAGGAAAAGCACUACUGAAGUGGGACACAGUAGUAAAAUUGCACUUUUGGAUCGAGUUGAUGUUAAAUGGUUUACAGACGUUUUGUGGAGUUGAAGUGAUCCGUUAGGUUUGUUUUGUAUCAAAAGCAUUAGUCUAUCUCAUCUUGGUAAAUUUGUUGUUGCUCAGAUUCAGUAUAAAGGUACACUUUCAUUUUGGAUCUAUCGGGGAACCUGACAGUAGAAUUCUAGUCAAAAAUACGUGACGAACAGUAGUUCUCUUCUGAGUCCUUGAAACGAAUACUUUUGAUUUAUGCCGCUGUUAUAACAUGUAUGGCGUUCCAUAUUUUUUUUAGUCCAUUAAAGGAAAAUUCCACCCUGAAAGUCAUUAAAUAUGCUUAUAUUUAAAUGUUUGUGAUGUGUCUAGCAACAAUUCUGGUGCAGAUUAUUUGAUUGGUGGCGUAUUCGCCUUAACGAUAGUGUAGUUGCAACCGUGUUUAAAUGCGAGGGGUAAAAACAAUCUCGACCAUAAGUGAUAACAGUCAGGAUUUGCUGUUUGUGGCAAAAAAAGAAAGUUUCUUUUCUCACUCCCCCUUUUCCAGUGACGUUUAAAGUCCAACCAGGAGGCAAGAAUCAGCUCCGUUAGUUAGCAAUAAAGGACGUGAUGAGCACGAUGACACCGACGGUGGUAAUAGCAUGAAAGUUGAAGUUUUGGAAGCGGAUCCGUUUGAGCAGAGUGUACAGAUUAAUAGGUGAGACAGCUGGACAGACUAAAGGACUACAGCGCUGCUGCAUCACUGUCUUUAAAUAGAGAGAUGCAAGUGCUAAAUCUCACCGUACCACUAUCAGCAGGUAGUCGAACAGCAUUGUGGGGGAUGUAGAAACUCUUAGCCAAAGUGAAAAUAGACCAAUGAAACAAGUUUAAACAAAGAAAAUAUUUUAAAAUCAACUGAGAAUUUAAUUCCGAAAUAAAUCUUGGACAUCACUGGAGGUCACGUUACUUAUGAUAAACGAAUAUGCACAUCGUUCGGGGUGGAUUUUUCUUUUAAGGGUCAUUGAUGCUAAUAAAGUCAAAAUAAGCUCAAGAAUCAGGAACAGCUAGACAUGACCGACCCAUGUCAGAGCAGAAUAUUAACCAGGCUUAGAAAUCUGUGCUUAAUUAUUUAAUUGGCAUUUAUAUCACGCCAUUUGCUCCAUGUCUGUUAAUACAUAUCAGUGCAAGGGCAAGAGGAUUGAUUGGUGCAUUAACAGACGCAUCAAUCCGUUCUAAUUAAAGCAGUCUUGGUGAUGCUCGGCUUUAUAUCUUGACGUAUAAGUCAAGUUUUUCGUAAAUUCUCUUCUCUAAUUUCACAUGAAAUUACCAUUUUUUUUAAAAUUGACAUUGGUACUUUCAUUUAGAUUAAUUGAGUAGAUUAAUUAAAUCGCUGUCCAAACGAUAUAACACGGAUUCAAUUAAAAUGCAGAUUUUGUAGUGAAGUGCAAUUUGGCCAAUAAGGUGCUUCCCUUUUCGAUUGUGUGAGGAUGUUCUGUUCCUUGCUCCUGCCUAAAUUUACAAAAUGGUGUCUUGUGAGCUGGUCAGAAGUGAGCACGGUGUAUUUUGCCAUCGAAAGCAUACGAUUUGGCUCUCCAGAACUGAAGUAAACUUUUCCAUUUCUCAUAUUUUUAUAUACACUUUUACAUUAUUGUCCAGUUUAUUAGUCACGCACCAAGACCCGACGGCCUACCAUCAUCUCAGUUCCCGUUGACCUUGUUCAGAACUAACAAUAAUAAAUAAUAAUGCAUCUUCCGUGGCAGCUAUGGAUAAACAUUUACAAAUGGCUGAAUUUCGUGUCCGAUUUAGUCACCUCUGAUUAUUUGCGCAGAAACGAGACUGCACCUGACGCUCAGGUUCCUUGAUUAGCAUGUUCAUACAAUUUCCCAAAUCUCUGCAACAACAAAUUAACAGUUUAUACCAUUGCAAAUGCAAAUUCGUAUUAGGCAUGCGCCGAUAAUCGGUUAUAUAGUAUAGAAAGAUAUUCACCUAACUAAUUUGUCUUACCAUGGACACAAGAUAUCAUUAAUAACCCCGUGUUCCAUUCAGGUAGAGGCUGCUGAGGCAGUCAGCAGAAAGUCUGCCUUGCUUGAAAGGCUUUAUUUUAGACAGAUUUGAAGGCAAUCCUAGUAACUGUGUUAAUGAGAUUUUAGAAAACGAUGUAAUCAUGUAAUCAUUCAGUUAUAUUAUUAUGUUAGAAAAAUGCAAUAUCGGCACAUGCCUUAACAAAUAUUUUGUCACAUAUCCAACAUGCAGGUCAAACAAACAUGCCAAGGAUCUUGUUGUGUUCAAAGGGAACAGAUGAAGAAUGCUGUUUUUUUUUUUUUGUUGUUGUUGUUGUUAUGUUUCUAUGUUUGAUAUUUGUGCUUCCUACAGUAUUUCAUCAAAUUGUUUUAUCACUAUCAAUGUUGUGUUUUUAACAUCUUGGUUUUCCCCCAAACAUAUCGACUUAAUAUAAAGAGCAGUUGCUAAAUAGUAAUUGAUGGAUUAAUUACCGUCAGUGGGAGAAACGGUUGUGAAACCCGGGUGAGUGACGUCAUUCACUAGCACAGCUUUAUAAAGAUGUGUCACUUCAUUUGCGAAUAAAGUUCAUCAACACAAAGAUAUUAAUGCAUAUAAGGCGAAUCUGAGCCAUUUACAAUGAUUUAGAUCAGUGUUUCCCGGUCUUGCUCAGCAGAUUUCAGUGAUUUGAAAGCUGAUGAAUUUAAACAGUGGGUUGAUGUAGGAAACACACCAAAAUGUGUAGUGUAAAGUUUACGUGAAAAGUGGUAUUGAAAAACUGCGGAAUGCAACUUUCAGUGCGAGUAGUAUGAAUGUAAGUUGCUACUACAUUUUUACGUUUAAGAAGUACUAAAAAGUUUUAGCGUUUGUACCAAGCGACAAAGUUUAAACAGACUAAACAGACACCCUGUGGAGGACAAUAUAGCAAAAAUAUAUUUCACAAUAUUUAAAAAAAAAAAAUAAUUCAGUUGUAAAGGCAUUUUAACGAGGGGGCGCAGUGGCUUAGUGGUUAGCAAGUUUGUCUCGCACCUCUGGGGUUGGGGGUGUCUCUGCCUUGUGUGCGCCUUAUGUACCCCUCUUGCUUCAGGGGUCUCCUCCGGGUACUCCGGUUUCCUCCCCCAGUCCAAAAACUUGUGUUGUAGGCUGAUUGGCAUUUCCAAAUUGUCUGCAGUGUGUGAAUGGGUGUGUGAUUGUGCCCUGCGAUGGGUUGGCACUCCAUCCAGGGUGUCCCCCACCUCGUGGCCCAAGUCCCUUGGGAUAGGCUCCAGGCUCCCAACGACCCUGUGUAGGACAAGCAGCACAAACAUGGAUGGAUGGUAUUUUAAAUGUGACCUAAGAAUGACUGAAACCCUUUCUUGUCUUAAAUUUAAGUCAAACCAAUUUUGUCUCCACACUUUUAUUUUGAACAAUGUAAGCGGCAAUAAAACAAACAAAGAAACAAACAGAAUUUAUGUAAAUGUAAAUGAAUUUCCAAAAAAACCAACAAUCGAGUUGCUACGUCACAAACCAGUCCGACUAUAUCGCAAAGAUAGCUAAUGGUUUUAAUAGCCUCUUAAAAGAUGUGACAAAGACAACAAACACAUCAAAUGUGCUACAAUUAAAUUUAAAUUUGUGGACAACCAAUUUAUCACGUGCUUGAACAAAGUCAUCUGGUAGUAAUGAAUAACUCAUGAUGACCUGUGUUAUUAUUGAUUGGGGGGGGGAAUCAAUGAUGAGGUGUGAUGCUGUUACUACUCUGAAGUGUUUUAUUCCUCUUAUACCACAGUAAUUACAAUUUUAUUAAAGAAUGUCAUUUCAUACUUUU